AUGGCGACUAAAACCAUCUCACUCGUCGUUCAGCCACGGGGCAAGCCCAUUCGAAAUCUCCCCAAGGAACUCGAGAUCUCCUCCAAUGCCUCUAGCGAAGAACUGCACAACGUGCUCUCCGCAGCAUCCGGCUGCUCCGUCCACCGGAUGAGAAUCACCAAGGGCAGCGACCACAGCGUGGUCCCGAAGUCAAAGAACACAACCGUCGGCGACAUCGGCCUGUUAAACUCGAGCGUGAUCUACGUCAAGGAUCUUGGACCCCAAAUCGCCUGGCGCACCGUCUUCAUCAUUGAAUACCUCGGCCCCCUCCUGAUUCCCGCCCUCUUCCUCUUCCCCCUCCGACCUCUCCUGUACUUCCGCUUCGACAAGCCCCUCCCCACACCCUCCGACAUACAGCUCCUGGUCUGCGGUCUGCUGACCCUGCACUUCCUGAAGCGCGAGUAUGAGACCAUCUUCGUGCACCGCUUCAGCAGCGCCACCAUGCCCGCCCGCAACAUCGUCAAGAACAGUGCCCACUACUGGGUGCUGGCCGGGUUUAACAUCGCCUACUGGGUCUUCCGUCCGGACUCGGCUGCUGCCAGUGCCAACCCCAACGUGGCUCUUGUGUACGCUGGUCUGGCGCUCUUCGUCUUCGGUGAGAUUGCCAACUUGAAUGCGCACUACAUUCUGCGUAAUCUCCGUCGUCCUGGUACCACUGAGCGUGGCAUUCCUUCUGGAUUUGGGUUCAGUGCUGUCACUUGCCCUAACUACUUCUUUGAGAUCCUUGCUUGGUUGGGUAUCUUCCUUGUCAGUCAGCUCAACUGGAGCGUACUGCUCUUUGUCUUUGUUGGUGGCUUGCAGAUGUGGAGCUGGGCUUGGAAGAAGGAGAAGCGCUACCGCAAGGAGUUUGGUGACAAGUAUAAGAAGAAGCGCUCUGUUAUCUUCCCUGGACUUGCUUAA
Penicillium bovifimosum is the source of this 939-nucleotide messenger RNA. RefSeq names its product trans-2-enoyl-CoA reductase (NADPH) TSC13. Gene Ontology annotation, biological process: very long-chain fatty acid biosynthetic process. The transcript is spliced from 3 exons. Gene Ontology annotation, molecular function: oxidoreductase activity, acting on the CH-CH group of donors. The coding region runs from base 1 to 939 and encodes 312 amino acids. Lineage: Eukaryota; Fungi; Ascomycota; Eurotiomycetes; Eurotiales; Aspergillaceae. The record is from RefSeq and is a predicted model, not a curated record.